Molecule: messenger RNA, 1110 nt
Organism: Notodromas monacha
Lineage: Eukaryota; Metazoa; Arthropoda; Ostracoda; Podocopida; Cyprididae
Source: the annotation of a GenBank genome assembly
AUGGGAGAUGUACUGUUUUCUGCAAGUGUGCGAAACCUAUUGCACACUGUCGAACCAACGGAUCUCAUUCGCAAAUCCAUCGACGAACUGCGUUUGUUGUACAAUUUGGACGAGAAAGACGCCGAUUCUCUGCGAACUGAAGCCGCCUUGCGAGUCUUCCCGUGUAUUCCGAGAGACGUGUCAGAACUGCAAGAUUUAUUCUUCAAAACCGGAAACGAAGCAUUGGAUUCCUUUUUGAAUGGCGGUUUCCUGGUGCCCGGGGUCAACGAAAUUUGCGGGCACGCCGGGGUAGGGAAAACUCAAUUCUGUUUGCAACUCUCAGCAACUGCGUUGCUGCAAAACCCGGAUUCUCUGGUGGUCUACAUCAUUACGAAAGAUUCGCUCCCGACGACGCGGUUCACAGAAAUUUUUGAAGCCUGCUCUGGACGAACAUUGACGGGAAUGGAUGGCUUGCGAAGAGUCUUGUUAUUGCACAUAAGGCAAUCUGCUGAACUCAUGAAUGCCUUGGAUGUGAAGAUUCCAUCCUUGAUUCAAGCUCAUAAGCUGUGUCUGAUUGUAUUGGACUCGGUAGCAGCGCUUUUUAGAGGCCAAGAUGAAGUUUAUGCGAGAGGAGAAGAUCUGCGGAAAAUCGGCUCGGGAUUGCUGGGGCUCAGUCAGCGUUACAAAAUCGCUGUGAUUUGUGUUAAUCAAAUGUCGACGAACGUGGAAGAAAGCGAGGACGUGCCAGCACUGGGUUUGCUGUGGAGUAAUUUGAUUUCAACGAGGCUUGUAAUGACGAGAAUUGAAAUCGGCGAUGGGUCAACGACGAGGUUCAUGGAGAAAUCUUUGGGUCCGACGUGGCCUAAUGAGAAGAAAAAAUUUGAAAUUCAUGCGGGCGGAAUCAAGAAUAUUGUACUGAAGGCACCUGUAAGGAUUCCUGCAUUCAGCACAAAUGAACUAAUCGUUUUGCUGCUGUUGCGAGACAUCUCAUCUUUUCGAAGUGACCAUUGCGACGCGAUUCGUAUUAAGGUGAUGAAGUUGGGUGAGUGCAUGUUUAUUUCGGAGCUGGCGUCCGGGCGAAAGAAAGAUGAAUUCAAAUUAACUCGUUUUCCAGUUCUUCAAAAAUGUUGA